This is a messenger RNA of Athalia rosae (coleseed sawfly), 2162 nucleotides long. Its product is annotated as cytochrome P450 CYP12A2-like. Bases 301 to 1911 code for a protein of 536 amino acids. The transcript is spliced from 12 exons. The record is from RefSeq and is a predicted model, not a curated record. Gene Ontology annotation, molecular function: oxidoreductase activity, acting on paired donors, with incorporation or reduction of molecular oxygen; heme binding; monooxygenase activity. NCBI's taxonomy places the organism in Eukaryota, Metazoa, Arthropoda, Insecta, Hymenoptera, Athaliidae.
AUAACGUAGUAUGCGUUUGCGUACAGUGAAACAGGCGCAUGUGUUGUCAAUUCUGAUAUUGUCGCUGUCCGUUACUUGGUACAGAUCGAAGCUAUACAUAAAUAUAGCUUCUGGGGAUGUCUACUUGAUUAAAAGUGACCGUGAAGUGCGACCGAUCGGUGCAACAAUCGUUAACGAUUGUUCGUGUAACAUAAUCCAAUCCGUUAUCUGCAGUUGUGAUUAGAAUUGAAGCGUUACGAUCGUCCGUGACUAUUGAAUAUUUCUGCGCGUUAUACUCAACUCUAACGAGUCGGGUUAAUCAUGAGUUACGUUGUGCACAAGACUUGGCAAUCCGGACGGAUCGGUAAUUUCGUAAAGAGGUGGACAAGUGUUCGAUUAUUUGGAAAUGCGUGUCCAGCGUCGGGAGCCACCGAAAAUGCAGUGGAAUCCAAAACAAUUACGUGGGAGGAGGCGAAGCCUUUUCGAGAGAUUCCCGGACCGAAAGCGCUUCCGUUGAUCGGUAACCUCCACAGAUUUCUACCGGUCAUCGGUGAAUUUUACGACAAUGACAAAAAGGACAACUCUCAUUUCAUGAAAAAAUUACGCCAAGACUUCGGAGACAUUAUUCGUGUCAGCGGACUGCCCGGACUUCCCGACCAGAUUUUCGUUUAUAAUCCGGACCUGGCUGAAAAGGCUUACAGAAACGCCGGUCAGUGGCCGGAGAGGAAUGGGAUCAAAAGUCUUGAUCGUUAUAGAAGAAUAGAACGGAAAGAAUAUUAUGACGGAUCUCUAGGUCUUUUAAUCACGCAAGGCGAGGAAUGGUGGAAGUUCCGAAGCGUUGUUAACAAAGUUCUAAUGCGCCCGCAAGUUACCAAACUCUACAUACAAGCCAUAGACAAGGUUGCCGAUGAUUUUGUUAGAAGGAUGAGACUGAUUCGGAAGGAUAACGAUGAAAUGCCGGAGAACUUUUCCAACGAAUUGAACAGAUGGGCUUUAGAAUCGAUCGGAGUCAUCUCCCUCGAUACCAGAUUCGGUUGCCUCGACGAAAAUCUGUCCGCGGACUCGGAACCUCAACGUUUGAUAUCCUACAUUCAUUCGUGGUUUGAAAUUUGGUAUCAAUUGGAAGGACAGCCGUCGUUUUUCCAUUGGAUGAACACCAAGAAAUGGAAGGAGUUCGUCAAAACGAUGGAUUAUAUCACCGAGAUAGCGAUGAAGCACGUCGAUGCGGCAGUCGAAAGAAUAGAGAAGAAUCCGAAGACCGACGAGGAGGAUAAAAGUGUCCUCGAAAGGCUGAUUGCGAUCGAUAAGAAGAUUGCGUGCGUCAUGGCCCUAGACAUGAUUCAAGCUGGUAUAGACACCACCUCGCACGCCGUGGCCACGUGUUUGUACUACCUAGCUAAAAAUCCUGAAAAGCAAGAAAUUUUACGGAAAGAAUUACGGAAGCUCGCCCCGGAUGGAAAAAUUAAUGCCGAGAACAACGGGAGGAUGCCUUACUUAAAGGCGUGCACAAAAGAAUCCGCAAGGAUGUCCCCGAUAGCUUACGCGAACGCUCGCGUCAUGCCGACGGAUAUAGUAAUCGGAGGAUACCAAGUGCCGAAGAAGACUCCGGUCAUCCUUUGUCACAUAGAAAUGACGACGGAUCCUGAAAUAUUCCCCGAGCCAGAUAAAUUUAUGCCGGAAAGAUGGUUGAGAUCGAGUCCAGAUUUUGCUGACGCCCACAAGUUUGCCGCCCUGCCGUUCGGACACGGGGCAAGGUUUUGUAUCGGUAGUAAAUUCGCCGAAAUGGAGAUGGAGUCGUUGAUAACAAAGAUAAUAUCAAACUUUGAAGUCUCUUGGCACCACGAGGACAUGAAAUUUCUUACUAAGAUACUUCGCACGCCCACAUCACCCCUCCGCUUCACGAUGACUGACAUCAAAGCCGAGAGUUUGUAGGCGCUUUGAAUUACUUUGAAAAUCUUAGUAUUCUAGUUUGUUCGGUAGUCCAUUUAUUUUUCGGGUGAUGAUACUACGGAUACGAUUAAAAUCGACAUGAAAAAAUGUCGAUAACCAUGGUAAAAUUGUUUUCAUAGACAAUUGUAAUGAAAAUAGCCAUCGACCAUGUAAUAGCUCUAGUACCUUGAUAGACUUAUUGAAUGAAGCCGCUUAUAUAAAUUAUACGCUUGCCCCAGGUGGUUCGAUGAUUA